Parnassius mnemosyne (clouded apollo) is the source of this 759-nucleotide messenger RNA. The record is from the annotation of a GenBank genome assembly. NCBI's taxonomy places the organism in Eukaryota, Metazoa, Arthropoda, Insecta, Lepidoptera, Papilionidae.
AUGGACGAAAUCCUUAGGGACAUAGACUUCGCUUUCCCCUAUCUAGAUGACAUACUGAUUGCGUCAAAAGAUGAAGCUAACCAUGAGCGUCAUUUGUGUACAGUCUUCGAGCGCCUUCGAGAGCAUGGUGUUGUCAUAAAUACUGCUAAAAGCAUCUUCGGAGUACCAGAGGUAGAAUUUUUAGGCUUCAUGGUCUCAGCAGAAGGUACGAGGCCCAUAAAAGAAAAGGUCAGUGCUAUUUUAAAUUUUCCAUUACCCAAAACUGUACGAGAGCUCAGAAGAUAUCUUGGUAUGUUGAAUUUUUAUAGGCGAUUCAUACCAAACGCUGCUCAAGUACAGACGCCACUGCAUCUUCUAUUAAUGGGAGAAAAUGUAAAGCCAUCUACGCUCAUCACCUGGAAACCAAAACUCGAGCAAUGUUUCGCAGAAAGUAAGGCAAGUUUGGCAAAUGCCAGUUUAUUAGCUCAUCCCGAUCCGACAGCAGAAUGGGCGAUUGCUACCGACGUAUCAGAUACUGCUGUAGGAGCAGUUUUACAACAGAAGAAUGACUCAGGCUGGAUACCGUUAGCAUUCUUCUCCAAAAAGCUUAACACAGCUCAAAGGAAGUAUAGCCCGUAUGAUAGAGAGCUGCUAGCUAUGUAUGAGGCAAUAAAAUAUUUUAAAUUUAUGAUAGAAUCUCGAUCUUUUAUAUUAUUCACUGACCAUAAACCAAUUAUAUUAGCGUUUAAUAAUAAUUCAAGGAAUUUAUCACCACGAUAA